AUGGAAGAAAAACACCCACCUGAGCUCAUUCGGUUUAAAAAACCUUCAGGAGCUAUAAAAUUGAAGAUAAAAAAGAAGAAGUUGACUCAAAACCCAUCAAAACGGAUUUCAAACGCCUUGAAACCUAUCAAUGGACGAAUUCAAGAUGGACGCUCACAGGCGUUAAAGCGAGCGAAUCCGUUUAAGUGUUCUCCGAGAAAAAAGGCGAAUCUCUCCGCAGAAGAGAAAACUUCAGAAUGCAGGCUGUUUAGUGCCCUCGAUGGACUGGACGAGAAUCAGGAAAAUAGAUCCACAAACACUGUUCAUGAAACAAGUAAUAACUCACAACAGCAAAAUACUGGCAAUAGCCUGGAAACUGACAUUGCUGAUUCUCCACUAACUGUGGCUAAAGAGAAAAUCGGCGAGAAUGAUGGUUCAGAAUUUUUUCCUUUAGACUGGAGCUUAAAAACUAAAGUAAGAUUUUCUUCUUCCAAGACGUUUAAUUGGUGUGGGACAUUGAAGACAUUUGACGAAGGUGCUGGUAUGUCACAUUUUGUUCGUUGCCAAACAAAGGAAAUCGACUCAAAUGGAAACGGUGCUUCUCAUCCUGAAUCAUUUUGUUCCUUUACCAAAGUUUGGAUGCACCCUUCUCUACCGUGGCUUGAACUUUUUCCACGUAAAUCAGCCGAUGGUAGAACUAGUUCGAAACGACAUUUCCUAAUCACGGAAGAAAUGGCAUCUUCUCUUCACCAUGACUGGGUGUCCAGUUUUCGCUCCGUCUUCAACAUGGUGCGCGUUGGUUUUUGUCCUUACUUUUAUCUAGUUGCAAAUCAGAACACUAUGCUUUUUCAGGCAGCUGGAAUAAACAGGGAUGAUGCAGUUCAAGUAGUUAUAACACCCACGACCAAAGGUUUCCGGGAUGCAUUGAGGAGUGAAGGUAAAUCUACAUCACUGUACAGGUUUAUGAAUAAAGGGAGAAACUUUCUAAAGAAACUGUGGUGCUGCGAUAUCCCUCUGACAAAGGGCUACAGCUCAAAACAUCAGCUUUUAAACUCUUUAAGAUGGCCAAUUUAUGUUAUCAUCUCAGUUGAUAAUACUUAAUUACACUGUACAGAUUAGUUUCAUGGGUGCAAUAAUCACUGUAGAAAUAGUUCAUCGAAAACCUUUACCAGACACUUAUAACCUUGAGCUGGUAACCUUGUACCUUUAUAUGUUGGUAACCAAGGUGAUUUUAUUCAAGAUGAGACAAUGAUCCAAUGAAAACAGCUGUUAGCAGUGGGAUGAUAUAAUAUACACUUAAGUCUGGUCCCCAUGGAAAUAGUUAGUUUUGUUUUCCUGAGAGUCCUGAUGUUUCCCUCAACAUUGUCUUGGGAAACAUCAGAACUCUCAAGAAAACAAAACUAGUUUCCCAAGGGACCAUACAUUAGGUGCUUUGUUCUAUAUUUGGACUUUCUCUUAAACAAUCAUAUGGCAAAAACAUGCUGUUGUACAUGUAUUCAGCAUGCUUGCAACAACCGCAUAAUUGUGUCCUGGUCAGGAUUUUGAUCAGGGGCACGUGACCAAGAUCAACCAAUCACAGUUCUCGUUUUGUUGAGUGAAAGUCCAGGAAUAUAACAAUGUGAUUUGAGCUCCAGAAUAAAUUUGUAUGUAUGCUUACAUGUACUGACCACUACAGACAAGAAAUGCUCCCAGGAUGCCACUGGUUUUGAGUAAAAUAACUGAGCUGCUGCAACCACUUGUUUAGAGAAGAAUUUGUAAACAUGAUUGUAACAUUUUAGAUUUAUUGUGUUUUUACAAAUUUAUAUUCAAUCACAGCAAUUGAAGACUUUUCCUUGUUCACAUAACCAAUUGAACACCCAUGGUUUGGGAAAACUCACCAAAAUUAUGCAGACAGUUAACGCAUCAUGGUUUAAAUAACACAAUCUUGAAUUUUUCCCAACAUGCCCUGUGUUCACCUGAUUUAAAUUGAUUACAGGGCUAGCCCUCUAGUACUUGUGAUCAUCUGGUUUCUUUUUUCAGGAUUUAUUGAAUAUAAUCUACCUUGAAAUUACCCAAUCACUUAAUCAGUAAUUUUACCCUUCAAAGGCUAUUUUUCUCUUGAAUCUAAUUUUCUUCAUAAUAACAAUAUUAUAUUAUCACAUCCUAGGAAUUAACUUUACCAUGCCGCACUUGGAAGUCAAAGGAAAGAAAGAGUCUGGGCCUGAAUCUCAGGAUGAGGACUCAGACGAAGAGGAAGAAGCUGACCUUGCGGAUGAUUCUGAUGAUGAGAGUAUCGACAAGUGUGAGUGGCUAGAAAGCAUGGGACUUGAUAAGGAACAGUUUCCACUGUUAAACCCCAAAGUUGUUACACCACAUCAGAGGAACAAUCUAAGAAGCUUAGAUCAACAACCAACUUCUACAGUGUCAGUGAGAGGAGUUGAUACUCUUGCAUUGUUUAACUUCCUACUCAACUGUAAAAGUUUAACAGCCAACACUGGACCACAAGCUCAGGUGCCACCAACACUGCUGGCCCCUGUUGCAUUUGAAGGAGCCACUUUAAAGGGUCUGAAGAUAAACCAAGGUACCAUGAAGCAUCAAAAAGCUAAGGCUAUGGCACAGGUAUAGGAUACAUUUGAUUGACUUUCAAUAUUUCUUGACCUUAUUCUUUACAGAUGCUCUACCAUCAUGAUAAGAUCAAUGAUAAUUCUCGCAACAAUAAGGUAAAGGUUAUGCUUUCUCUGGAGACUAUUGGCCAAAACAGUAACAUGUAACACAGUUUAUUCUUGUUCCACUAUUAUGAAGCUACUAACAGUAUUGCAUAGUGAUCCCCCUCCCCUCCGAUGUUUUGCUAGGUUUACCUGAAAAUUUUAUGUUGCCAAUUUAAACUAAGUGGAAAGAGGAGAAGUAUCUUACCUGAAAAAUACAUGCUAUGACAAUAACUGUUUUUAUGAUGUCACUGGCAGCGCCUUUGGUCAAUAUGAAGUGAAUCCUGUUCUUUGAUUGGCUACCCCAACAGGCAAGAUGGGCCUCUCUUGCCUGCUUGGGAUUUCCCACUUUGAUCCUGUGCGAAAAUACAUUGCAUGGAAGGGACUUAAAAUUUUUUUUUUCAAUUUUUGGACAGUGUGGGCAAUGGAGUUGCAAAAAGCUGCAGAAGACAAGAAAAACAAAGAAAAUAUAAACUACUCUCAUGGGUUUAUUGUGCACAAAAAAAGAACUUGGUCAAUAUGUAGCCAUCUUGAUCAAACAAGCUUGGUCAAUAACGCACAUUUAUUUCCAGCACUUCAGAGAUUUGUUUAGUUUACUGUGAAUUUUCAUUGGUUCCUUAAGAUGUUUUCAUUGCUGUAAUUGGUGACUAUGAUUACUUACUAGGUUUUGGGUUUUUCAACUCUUAAAUGAAGGGUGCUCUAAUUGUGAUGAUAUCCUUUUAGUUAUACAGCCUGGAGAUUUCUGGUCCAAUCCUUCCUGGCUGUCUGUAUGAACUGUGUCAUCUACUGAGGGAAUCACAAGGAGGAGACUUCAAAGCCACCUUCUUUGUGCACCAACCAUCAGUAGCAUUUAAUGUCCCAAGCAUUAAAACAGAGGAAAACUAUAUUCAGAGUGGGUGUAAUUUACAGCAAAGCAUCUCACAUGGACAGUGGAGACACUACCUGGAGGCAGAAAAACUUAAGGAAAUGUGUUUAAAAGACCUUAGCUGCAAAGACAAACUUUUCUCUUGGACAACUUGAGUAAGUCACUGCAGCCAUUUAAAUAAUUUUUCCACUGCAAGUACAGUCGUUUGAAUUUAAAACGCAGCUGGAUCUUAAUGCAAUCGAUAUUUACAGGGCAGCAGAAGUGUACUUGGCUUAACUAGAUUCUAAAGGGAUCUGAAUUUUAUAAAGGGAGCCUUUCUAACAUAACCAAGGAACAAAUGUUUUAAUUUUUUUAUUUUAUGGGUUUAUACAGACAAUAUAUUAUGAGUAUCCAUCUGCAGACAUGAAAAUCAUAUUUUUCCAAGUGUACAGCUUGACAUGAAAUGUUGUAUUAUAAUUGUAG
Messenger RNA from Pocillopora meandrina, 3990 nucleotides. The record is from the annotation of a GenBank genome assembly. NCBI's taxonomy places the organism in Eukaryota, Metazoa, Cnidaria, Anthozoa, Scleractinia, Pocilloporidae.